Messenger RNA from Eublepharis macularius, 573 nucleotides. Its product is annotated as chorion class B protein B.L1-like. The record is from RefSeq and is a predicted model, not a curated record. The transcript has a single exon. NCBI's taxonomy places the organism in Eukaryota, Metazoa, Chordata, Lepidosauria, Squamata, Eublepharidae. The coding region runs from base 1 to 573 and encodes 190 amino acids. Gene Ontology annotation, molecular function: structural constituent of cytoskeleton. Gene Ontology annotation, cellular component: intermediate filament.
AUGGCUUACUGUGGCUCGCCAUGCGCUGUCCCAUCUUGUGUAUCCAGCCCAGUGGUUGGAGUGGGAUCAGCAGGUCUCAGCUUAGGCUCUGGUCUGGGUUAUGGCUGUGGAGGUUUUGGCAACAGAGGACUCAGUUAUGGAUAUGGAGGUCUAGGAUAUGGAGGUCUUGGAUACGGAAGUCUCGGAUAUGGAAGUCUUGGAUAUGGUUCUGGCUUUGGCUCUGGUUCGGGCACAUGGUCAGGCGCAACCUCAGGAGAGCUUGGCACUCUUGCUGGAACCAUCCCUCAACCUGUCAGCCAGAUUCCACCUGCAGAAGUUGUGAUCCAGCCACCUGCCUCCAUUGUGACCAUCCCAGGACCCAUACUCUCUACGAGUGGUGAACCAGUUUUUGUGGGCGGCAACUCUCCAUGUGCAGUUUCUGGUUCUGGGAUGGGAGGAGGCCUCUAUGGGGGUCUGGGGGGAGGACUUUAUGGGGGUCUUGGAGGUGGCCUUUCAGGGUCAUUGAGUUAUGGACUAAAGAGGGGAGGAUACCUUGGAAGAAGUCUUCUGGGUCGUCGUAGUAGCAUCUGUUGA